This is a messenger RNA of Etheostoma cragini (Arkansas darter), 1970 nucleotides long. It is a transcript of the gene slc39a6, whose product is annotated as solute carrier family 39 member 6. The coding region runs from base 1 to 1533 and encodes 510 amino acids. Gene Ontology annotation, biological process: intracellular zinc ion homeostasis; zinc ion import across plasma membrane. NCBI's taxonomy places the organism in Eukaryota, Metazoa, Chordata, Actinopteri, Perciformes, Percidae. The record is from RefSeq and is a predicted model, not a curated record. The transcript has 10 exons. Gene Ontology annotation, molecular function: zinc ion transmembrane transporter activity. Gene Ontology annotation, cellular component: membrane.
AUGGACGCCGUUCUGUCCACGCCGCUAAGGGUCUCCACGCUGGCCGUUGGUCUGAAGCCGCGAUCCUCCAGCGUAGAUAUAAACGCCUCUCCUGCAAAUAAUGAGUUGUCAUUCAGCGGCGGGCUCUGGAGAACGGCCCCUCGGGCUGCUGGGAAAUCAGCAGGAUCCUCCUGGCCUCAGUCUUUAACCUCAUCCUCUCCUAACCCGACCAGACACGUUUUUAACGCUGCCGCAGAGAAGGAAAGGAGGGUGUUUGAUGUGUGUGUUGCAGCGUGGGUGGGGGGCUUCGUCUCCAUCACCAUCAUCAGCCUGCUCUCCCUGCUCGGCGUCAUCCUCAUCCCGCUCAUGAACAAGGUUUUCUUCAAGUUCCUCCUCAGCUUCCUGGUUGCGUUGGCUGUGGGCACGCUGAGCGGGGACGCCUUCCUGCACCUCAUCCCCCACUCUCAGGGAGGCCACCAUCACCACCACUCCAACGAGACGGGGCAUGGGGUGGAGGGACACCACCUCCACGAUGAGCAGGAGGAAGACCUGGACGGGGUGUGGAAGGGUCUCACGGCUCUGAGCGGGGUCUACAUCAUGUUCCUCAUCGAGCACUUCCUCACGCUGGGGAAAAUGUACAAAGACAAGAAACAAAAGAUCCAGAAGCAGUGGGACCAGAACGACAAAGCAGAUGCCGAGAAGCAGCCGGCGCUGGAAGACCACGACCUGAAGCCCCCUGAAGACGUGGAGACGAACGGCGCGGGUAUUUUCGGCGACCACUCCAUCAGCCUGCACGGCGGCGGCGGCGUGGCGGAGGAGGAGCAGGUGAUGCUGGCGCCGCAGUCGUCCGCCGACGCCUCGCCGCAAGGGUCCGCCGCCUACACCGCCGAGGACUGCGAGAACAAGUGCCACUCCCACUUCCACGACACGGUGGGCCAGGCGGACAGCAUGCACCACCACCACCACGACUACCACCACAUCCUGCACCACCACCACUCCCAGAACCACCACCCGCACAGCCACUCCCACUCCUACUCCGAGGAGCACUUCCAGCAGGCCGGCGUGGCCACGCUCGCCUGGAUGGUCAUCAUGGGGGACGGGCUGCACAACUUCAGCGACGGCCUGGCCAUCGGCGCUGCCUUCACCGAGGGUCUGUCCAGCGGCCUCAGCACGUCUGUUGCCGUCUUCUGUCACGAGCUGCCGCACGAGUUAGGUGACUUUGCGGUGCUCCUGAAGGCAGGUAUGACGGUGCGUCAGGCCAUCCUGUACAACGUGCUGUCGGCCAUGAUGGCGUACCUGGGCGUGGUGAUCGGCAUCGUGAUCGGACACUACGCCGAGAACAUCUGCAUGUGGAUCUUCGCCCUCACGGCCGGACUCUUCAUGUACGUGGCCCUGGUGGACAUGGUGCCGGAGAUGUUGCACAACGACGCCGGCGACCACGGCUUCAGCCACUGCGGCUUCUUCCUGCUGCAGAACGCCGGCAUCCUGCUGGGCUUCUGCAUCAUGCUGCUGAUCGCCGUCUUUGAGCACAAGAUCAAGCUGGACCUGGGCUAACGGGGGACAAGCUGGACCUGGGCUAACGGGGGACAAGCUGGACCUGGGCUAACGGGGGACAGGCGGGGGACAUCCUGAGCUCCAUGUGUCUACGUCAGAAGUGUACUGUGUCUUUUUAUUUGUUGUUGUAGACUGUCCUGUCGCCUUGGUUAAGUUGGGAUUGUUCACGCGGUGCAGGAGGAAGUAGAAAUACAGAAGUUAACAAGCUGCAGCGGCUCAAAAUCGUUAAGAGUAAAAAAUAACUAUUAAAAGUGGUUUAAUUGUCUUAGACUGCAGUUAAAAACAAGCAGCGAUUUCUCCUUUUGUCAACCAACUUGUGAAGUCUGAGAAGAGGAAAAAGUAUAAAAAGUCCCCCGUCCAAAUUGCUCUUUCCACAAAAAACGCCCAAUUGGUAAAUCUUUUACUUUUUAGCAUUUCCUAAUAACUCAAAAUGACUC